This is a messenger RNA of Leishmania mexicana MHOM/GT/2001/U1103, 1368 nucleotides long. Its product is annotated as putative protein kinase. The record is from RefSeq and is a predicted model, not a curated record. The coding region runs from base 1 to 1368 and encodes 455 amino acids. Gene Ontology annotation, molecular function: ATP binding; protein serine/threonine kinase activity. NCBI's taxonomy places the organism in Eukaryota, Euglenozoa, Kinetoplastea, Trypanosomatida, Trypanosomatidae. The transcript has a single exon. Gene Ontology annotation, biological process: peptidyl-serine phosphorylation; intracellular signal transduction.
AUGAGCCAGAAUCCCGCUGCGCAGGCCGGUGACAGGGUGCCGAACAUGUUGAACGCGCGCCGUGGCGAGACGUCCGACGACUACGCGCGACACAAGGCGGCCGCCAGCCGAGCGUUCCUGGAGAACCACUACCAAAGCCUGCUCGCGAACACACGCAACGGCGUCGGCCGCGCGGUCGGCCCGCGGCAGAAGGAGCCGUCCUUCUCCGACUUCCAUCUUUUCAAGUGCAUCGGCCGCGGCGCCUUUGGUGAGGUGUUUGUGUGCAAGUACAAGAGUGACAAGACCGACACCCUCUACGCCCUCAAGCGGCUGCGCAAGUCGGACAUGAUCACGAAGAAGCAAGUCAUCCACGUCCGCUCGGAAAAGGACGUCCUGGCGGAGGCGGCGGCGUCGAAUCCGUGGGUAGUGCACUUGUACCGCAGCUUCCAGGACGCUCUUUACCUCUACAUGGUGAUGGAGUACAUGCCAGGUGGUGACAUGAUUUCAUGGUUGUGCGACAAGGGCAUCUUUGACGUGGAGAGCACGCGCUUUUACAUUGCCGAGCUCUGCGCUGCCGUGGCGAGCGUGCACGACAUGGGUUUUGUGCACCGCGACAUCAAGCCGGACAACAUUCUCUUUGGGGAAUCGGGACACAUCAAGCUGAGCGACUUCGGUCUCUCCAAGCGCUUCGUGGAGAAGCGCGGCAACCUGCUCGACUACGGCGGCCCGCCUUCCUCGUCGAACAGCGCCGAGGCAUCGACGGAUGAGCAGAACGCCUACGCGUCAAGGACAGACGCGCCGCCAGGGUCGCUCUCUGGAGACGCCCCUGCCACCGGCAUCGCACACGACCGUGCUCGCGAGAUGUUCCAGUCCAUCGUGGGCAGCCCCGGCUACAUCGCGCCGGAGAUCCUGCUGCGCAAGCCGUACGGUGUCGGCUGUGACUGGUGGUCGGUCGGCGUCAUCAUGUACGAGAUGCUGUACGGCAUCCCGCCCUUCUUCUCGCAGAACCCCAACUCAACGUGCCACAAGAUCAAAAACUGGCGGGAGCACCUCGUCUUCCCUCCGCAACGCCACAUUCCUGAUGACGCGGUGGACUUCAUGAAGCGCCUGAUCUGCGAGCCGGAGAAGCGCAUGACGUACGACGAGAUAUGCCAUCACGACUUCCUCAAGCCGAUGGACAUGAACGGGCUGCUCAAGCUGCAGGCGCCGUAUGUACCGGCCCUCUCCAACCGCCUGGACACCAAGUACUUCCCUGAGAUCAAGGAGCCGAGCGCGCCGAUGCAGCUGAGCGAGGAGCAGAAAGUGCGCGAGGUGGACCCCCGCGGCGUCAUGUUUGCCGACUUCCGCUUCAACUACAGCGGCGACCAAGCCGGCCCAGCAAGCGCGUAA